Molecule: messenger RNA, 3129 nt
Organism: Amborella trichopoda
Lineage: Eukaryota; Viridiplantae; Streptophyta; Magnoliopsida; Amborellales; Amborellaceae
Product: magnesium transporter MRS2-1
Biological process (GO): magnesium ion transport
Molecular function (GO): magnesium ion transmembrane transporter activity
Source: RefSeq, a predicted model, not a curated record
AUUUCUAUCUUUGUGGAUGCAAAACUCUCACAUGAGAGAGAUGUAAAUCUACUGGUUCAACUUUGCUCAUAAUGGGAUCAUCGAAGCUCGCAGAUUUCUCUCUCUAGAACCCCACUUCCUCUCAAAAUGAAAGUGUCCCAUAUUUUUCUCUCUAAAGUCUAAACUUCCACUCUUUAGAGAGGGAGAUGAUAUACUUUUUGAUGAGUUCAAAAUCGUCAAAUUCAAAGCUCCUGACUUUUCUUCAAAUCAAAUGGCUGAGAUUUAUUUAGGAGUUACUUCUUUGAAGCGUCUCUUUUGCUUUGUUACGUUAGAGAGAGAGAGAGAGAUUUCUUACCAUGAAAGGUUUCUAAUUUUCCAUGAAUUUAACGUAACUUCUGAAUUUUUACUGUGCAGUGAAGUCAAGACUUUCAUCAAAUUCUGACCCACAUAAUUACUGAAGCUUAAAACAGAAACAAGAGAGAGAAUGGUUAUGAAUCGGAUGAGGGAAGGUUCUGAGAACUUUCAUGGCGGCAGAAAAGCAUGGCCAACGCCUCCUUGCAUCCAAAGGGACCACUGUCUCUCUCUCUGUCUCUCUCCUAUAUAUAUAUAUAUCUAUAUAUUCCAUCUCUUUCUCUCUGUCCCCUAUUUGUUAUACCAAUUAUUUGAGGUAAGUGGUCGAUAUUCUCUCUCUAUCCAUUUACUGCUUCUAUCUGUUGGGUGACAAGCUUAUGUAAUCUUCACUUCUUCAGUGAUAAUUACUGUAUUUUAGAAUUCAGAUUUCAAUUGAAAAUUUGUGGAAAGGUGUUUAUAAGAAUAGACAAUUCAUGGGGAGAUUCCUCACUUGGGUUUCAGAGUGUUCUGAAGAAUUGUUGUUUGUGAAUGUUGGAUGCAUUUUAGCUUCUGAAGAAAUAAGUUUUCUGAAUGGGGUUUUGAGUAUUUGGGGCCUUCUCUCUCUCUUGUCUUUUGAUUUUUCUGGAAUAUCAAGAAAUUGUUCACGAAAGGCUUUACUAUGUGGUUCAACUUGGUUGUCAAAUAAGAAACAACUUAUUGGGUUCUUAUGCAUCGAAGAAAGAGGGGAUUAAAUUAAUUAGCGUCGUGAACCGUUUCUUUCUGUUUGGUUUUGCCUAUUCCACUGAGAUUUUCAAAAAGUUCAAGUAAGUUGUUUACUGGUUGUGUAUUCUUUCGUUGUAUGAUACUUUGGGUAGAAUUUCUAACAGUGGAAGUAGGACGCGAUUUUGUUUCAUUUUCUGGUAAUUGAUGGGAGAUAGUUCGUUUCUCUCUCUUGGGUUUUACAGAUUAGAGAUUCCAUUAACAAAGGAUCAAAGUUGCUAUAACGUUGGGAUGAUGGAUUGGAGAAGGAAAACUCUUGCUUCUUGAUUUUCUCGGACCGCAGUAUUGUUCUGCUCGGGUUAAGCAGCUUGUUCGUAACGUUCAGACUUUGCCCACCGAAUAACAAGAACUACAAUAAUUAGAAGUGGAAGUGGAAGGAGAAAGAGGAAUCAUUGCUUCUGGAUUAGUGCUUCUCAUCUUGGUUUGAGCUUUUAUAUAUUUGAAUGGACUUUUAGAGUUGCAGUUUACAUGUGACUGUUCAUUAAGGCCCCAAGACAUUUGUUUGCUAUAUGAGUGCUCCUCUAGGAAUGGAGGUAUGGGGAUGGUAAUCUUUCUCUGAUGUUUGUUUCUAUAUCUUGGCUGCUCGAAUUUAGAACAAUCACAUGAAUUUUGAAAUGUGCAAGAUAAGAUACUUUUUGAAAUUCUCUAGAGGAAACUAUGGCUGGGCUUAGAGAUCCUUUUAUUCCUCCCAGUUAUUCGGUUCGUUCUAAGUCAGUAAACCAAUUAUUUGGUGGCGGGAGGCCAGUGCUUUCGGGAUUGGACUUCUCGGUAGUGAAGAAGAGAGGCCAAGGGAGCCGGUCAUGGAUACGUAUAGAUGUAGAUGGACAGUCUGAAGUUUUAGAGUUGGACAAGGCUUCAUUGAUGAGAAGAUGUAAUCUACCAGCUAGAGAUCUCCGUCUCUUGGAUCCAUUGUUUGUGUAUCCCACCACUAUAUUAGGGCGAGAAAAGGCGAUCAUUGUCAAUUUAGAACAAAUACGAUGCAUAAUAACAGCCGAUGAGGUUCUCUUGAUGAAUUCCCUGGACAGUUGUGUUCGUCAAUAUGAAUUAGAACUGCUCAGGCGUCUUGACAUGAAUAAAAAUUUGAGUGAUGACUUACCCUUUGAAUUUCGAGCAUUGGAGGUAGCUUUGGAGCUAGCAUGCGCCCUUCUGGAUGCUCAGGUGACGGAAUUAGAAAUCGAAAUUUACCCAGUGCUUGAUGAGCUUGCCUCAUCAAUCAGCACUCUGAAUCUAGAACGAGUCCGAAGAAUGAAAAGCCAUAUUUUAGCCUUGACUCGGAGGGUACAGAAGGUUCGCGAUGAAAUAGAGCAUCUUAUGGAUGAUGAUGGUGACAUGGCUGAGAUGUAUCUUACUGAGAAGAAAGAAAGAAACAAGGCUUAUGCUUCUAGUGAACUCUAUAUCUCAAACUUCGCUGGUUUUCCAAGAGCAUCAAUGUCUGCACCAGUAUCACCACUUUCUCAUAGUGGUUCAGGCAAGAUAGAGAAAGCUUUGAGUAGUGCUAUGAGUCGAAGUAGGAUUGAUGGGGAGCACGUGGAGGAGCUCGAAAUGUUACUCGAAGCAUAUUUCGUUGUGAUAGAUGGCACUCUCAACAAACUAUUGUCGCUCAAAGAGUAUAUCGAUGAUACUGAGAUUUUCAUUAACAUUAAACUGGAUAACAUUCGCAACCAGUUGAUCCAGUUUGAACUGUUGCUAACAACGGGCACAUUCGUCGUUACUAUUUUCGCAGCGGUGGCAGGGGUGUUCGGAAUGAAUAUUGUGAUUAGUUUAUUCCAUUAUGCACCUGCCUUUGUUUGGGUUAUGAUUAUAACCGCUAUCUUCGGUGGGUUGAUAUUCAUUUCUUUUUUGUGGUAUUACAAGCACAAGAAAUUGAUUCCCUAGUGAAAUGUGUUUAUGAUUAUAACCGGUAUCUUCGGUGGGUUGAUAUUCAUUUCUCUUUUGUGGUAUUACAAGCACAAGAAAUUGAUUCCCUUGUGAAUUGUGUUUAUGCUGAUCCCAAUUUAUGACUUCUAUCAUUAUAAUAAAGAAUCAUGUAUAUUAUAUUCA